UUUCAACUUUCACCAAAAGUUUCCCUCUUUCUUAAUCCAGCCAAAAUUCAAACCCUAAUUAUUCCCCCUUCAACACUAUCAAAACCCCCAAUCUGAAAAUUCAAAAUUCUCUCAUCCGAUGGGUGAUUCUGCAGCACCACACACCGAAUCAAAUGCCUCCAUAUUUUCUUGCACCAAAACCCUAGAUCCAACUGGACCAGAGGAUUUCUCCUUGACUGAAUUGAAGAAAGAGUUGGAUAUGGAUUCGUUGAUGUCAACUGAAUUGAUUGAAGAUUGUGAUGAGUGUUCUUCGGCUGCUGAACCUAAUGCUCCAUCUGAGCCCUUAAAUUCUGUUAACAGUUCUUGUAGUCGAAGUCAGUUUGAGGCGCAGAAACCCGUGCCAUCGGUUGCGGUCGCUUCGAGUUGGAAUGAUGAUGGUUACGAGAAUCCGUCUACUGUGGGUGCAGGACUUGCCAACCUUGUCAACACUUGUUUUUUCAACGCGGUUUUGCAGUGCUUCACUCACUCCGUUCUACUUGUUCAGGGUCUCUAUUCACACGCGCAUCCGACGCCUUGUGACAGUAGCAACGAACGGUUCUGCUUGAUCUGUGCGUUGCGGGAACACAUUGAGCUUUCACUAUCAUCUUCUCGAAAAAUUGUUUCCCCUUGGAAGUUGGUUGACAAUUUGAGAUAUUUUUCAUCGUCAUUCCAAAGGUAUCAACAAGAAGACGCUCACGAAUUCUUGCAAUGCUUUCUCGAUAAACUCGAAAGUUCUUUAAGCAAUUCAAAAACAAAAGAAGAUAGUAGUUCUUCACAAUCUAACAAUUUAGUCAAACAAGUCUUUGGAGGUCGGGUUAUUAGCAAAUUAAGGUGCUGCAACUGCAAUCACGUAUCAGAUACAUACGAGCCUUUUGCCGACUUAAGUUUGGAAAUCAAAGACGUAAACACUCUUUCAACCGCUCUUGAAUCAUUUACGAAAGUUGAGCACAUUGAAGACGAAGAAAUGAAGUUUACAUGUGACGAGUGUAAACAAAAAGUCUCCGUUGAGAAACAGCUUUUGCUUGAUCAAAUCCCGCUUACUUGUGCAUUCCAUUUAAAAAGAUUCAAAAAUGAUGGAUCUCAUGUUGAGAAAAUAGACAAACACGUUGACUUUCCUCUAGAGUUGGACCUGCAGCCUUACACACGAGGCAGCCAGAGUAAUAACAUGGAUUUGAAAUAUGAACUAUACGCAGUUGUUGUACAUACGGCUUUUACAUCUAGCUGUGGUCAUUAUUAUUCUUACAUUCGUUCCGCACCAAAUACAUGGUACAAGUUUGAUGACUCAAAGGUUACUAGUGUCUCAGAAGAACUUGUGCUAUCAUCGGAAGCGUACAUUCUGUUUUAUGCAAAACAAGGCACAUUUUGGUUUUCUAAUUUUAUGGAAACAUAUAAGCCAACAUUUCUCUCAAACAUACCAACGACUUCACCGAAAUCAGUACUGGAGAAUGUAGAUGCACCAAAUGUUCAUUCUGACGGCAUCAAAGCGCCUGCAGAUCAUCAUCCUCGUCAUCCUCAAUCUGAUGAUGUGGCGGUUGCGCCACUCAAACCGAUCACUAAUGUAGUUAAAGUAACUUCUCCGUUGAUUCUCAAAGAAUAUGGCUCUAACCAUAGAGUUGAAGCUCAAAAGAAUACAUGUGUCACUCCUACAAAUAGUUUAAAACACAACGUUGAUAUUGAUGGAUUAUUUCCUCCGUUAACACCACCGAGAUCUCCUGGACUUGAUACAUCUGAUGAUGAAAAUUUAGAAGUGGUGUUUGCUGCAAAGCCGAAGCAAUCAAAACCUGUGGAGAAAGCGACAUGUAAGAGACCACGAAACAAUGAAGCUGAAGACUCUGCAAAACGCGAGGCGAUGAGAAUGUGCAAGAGAAUGCCUGGUGCAAGGGGGGAUUUGUUGAUGGCUGCUUUGUCAGCAAAGAGUGAAAAUUCACUGGUGAGGAAGAGCAAGAAGAUGGUAUCAUCUCCACGAAAGAACAUCAGCAAAUCGCAUGAGCGUUUUAAUUCGGUUAAACGUAAUUUGGGUCGUUUCAGCUUAACUUGAACUUUAGUUGUGGAUGUUUAAAUUAUAGGGUCUUUGGAACCUAUUUUUUGCUUUUGAGAAAGUGAUGUUAGAUUAUGAGAUUGUGUGUAUCAGUAUAUUAUCUAGAUGCUAAAUUUUACCAUAAUGUGGUGUUCAUUCCACCAUUAUGUUUUCUUUUUCAAA
Messenger RNA from Helianthus annuus (common sunflower), 2218 nucleotides. Its product is annotated as ubiquitin carboxyl-terminal hydrolase 20. Gene Ontology annotation, cellular component: cytosol; nucleus. Gene Ontology annotation, molecular function: cysteine-type endopeptidase activity; cysteine-type deubiquitinase activity. NCBI's taxonomy places the organism in Eukaryota, Viridiplantae, Streptophyta, Magnoliopsida, Asterales, Asteraceae. The transcript has 8 exons. Gene Ontology annotation, biological process: protein deubiquitination. The record is from RefSeq and is a predicted model, not a curated record. Bases 119 to 2056 code for a protein of 645 amino acids.